GGCUGCCCUAGCGCGAUGAUCCUCCUCGUCCUCCUCGCGUGCCUCUCGACCGCCACCGCCACCGCCACUAAUACCACCAAAGAUGCCACUGAAAUAGAAAUAGAAACUACAACCAACUCGACCAAAGAAAUUCUGAAAGCGAGCGAAACAGCCGACCCUUCUAAAGUUGAAAUCGUCAAGCAAAUACGGCGGCUGAACGAAGAUGGCUCGUACACCAUUGGGUACGAAGCUGAUGAUGGGACCUUCAAGAUCGAGAGCAGGGAUGUUUUGGGAAAUGUGAAGGGGACUUUCGGAUACAUCGAUAAGGAUGGCGAAAUCAAACGUGUGACUUAUACUUCGUCAAGUGACAGUACGCCGGUGCCGGUGUCGACCAGCACCACCCCCAGCACGCCGACAAUGAUAGUAAGAGUGAACAAAACCGUGUCAUCGACUACUAGGAGACCUCUAGCCACGAUUGUGUAUCCUACCAGAUCCAGCUAUACCACCAAAGGCACGGUCAUUCAGCCAAUCCCCAGAAGGAGGCCGAUCUCAUCUUCUACCAGAGCCACUACGAACUAUGUUGAAACGACCACCGAAAAACAAAAGGUUGAAGAAACCACAAGCAACAUUUUGAACCUUUACAAACCAAAAUCAGAAGAAAGUGUUAAAACUAGAACUCAAAUAUUAAAACCAAUGUCGGCCACAGCGAAAGAUGAUUUAAUUACGAAACAAACGACAACGAAAGUGCCUGUAACAAUUAAGCCAGUUUACGAACACAUGUCUGAAAAAGCUGAAAGUGAUAAUAAUAAAGCCAAUACGUUUCGACGUGAGUUAAUCGGUACCAGCCCUAAUCCUCGAAUGAUUAGUCUGCAACAAUCGGUGGGUGAUGACUCAACUGACGUGUAUGGAAGCCACUUAUCUCUUGGAACUGUGCGGCCGCUAUUCACCACCACCACGCCACGGCCAAGGUUAGUGCCCAUACAUUCUUUGGUAGCCGCGAGGCAAAAGAUUCAGCAGCAGUACCAAGAUGCGUCACAUCAGGACCAAGAGACGACUGUCGAAGCUAGUACAGGUCGUGUUUUUGAUCAUGAAAACGUCGUGACUUCAAAUCCAGUGCCAGUGGUUCAUAUUCCUCCUGAGAGGGAGGUGGAUGAGCGUAUAUACCAGCAACCUAUUUAUAGAAGACCUAUCACCGCUAUCCAGUUUCGAACGAACGAGUAUUUGAAAGACAACCCCGGAGCUCCUAUACCCAUUGGAAACCAGCGGCCCUUUCUCCACUACGAAUACCAGAACAAAAUACUGGAGCCGCAGUUCUUGAAGGAAACUACACCAGCUCCACAAACGAAAGGGACCACUCCUGAACCAGUGACAGUGCCUCCUUAUGACGUGAGACCGGUGACCAGGAUAAUACCAAUUCCAGUGGAUGACAGAGGAGUACCGAUUCAUGGUUACCAGGCAAGGUUUGUCAAUCCAUACCGCCCAACUCCUCAACCAGAACCGAUUGUAUAUCAGCCACGUUAUGAACCGGUUGACGAGAUGAAUCAGAUAUCAGCGCCAGUAAGUACAAGAGAUUUGAAGAGAUUGUUACAGAUACUCAUACUUAGGCAAAAUAAACUGCAAGCUUUGAUGGACCAGUUGGUCGCUCCUGGACCUCCGUACCAGCCUUUGCCGCUUUUCAGGCAAGAGCCCCGAUACCAGUACAAUCGGUACGAAAUGUCCCGUCAGUAUCAGGAGGAUGACCGCUACGAUUACCGGUACAAUCAGCAGCAAUAUAGACAGCAAGAUGCUUAUUCCAACCAGAUGAACAACUACGAUAAUCAGCAGUAUGAGAGCCAACGGUAUAUUCCUCGGAGGAGGUUGUAUAACAGGCCAUAUGACACUACUGGUUCGUCAUCCAAUCGUAUAGAGGAGUCUCCUGAAUUCCUUCCUCCUGAGAUCCGGGAAGCGUUACUCUUGAAGAUGCUGAUGCUGGCCAUCAACCCUGACUUUAUGCCUACUCCAGUACCCCCUACCGAGCUCACCACCGCAGCACCGCCCACCAGGAAGCAGGUCAGGAACGUCCAGAUCCUGGGAGAAGAGGGAUCCAUGGAUGAAGCCAAGAGGGCGAUGCAAGGACACUGAGGUAAUUCGGUUUAAUUUAUUCAGUGCUU
Molecule: messenger RNA, 2129 nt
Organism: Ostrinia furnacalis (Asian corn borer)
Lineage: Eukaryota; Metazoa; Arthropoda; Insecta; Lepidoptera; Crambidae
Exons: 1
Coding region: 16-2100 (694 amino acids)
Cellular component (GO): chitin-based extracellular matrix
Molecular function (GO): structural constituent of chitin-based larval cuticle
Source: RefSeq, a predicted model, not a curated record